AUGAAAAGAAAGAGAGCGUCUAGGAUUCACGUCAAAGAAGCGAUCAGAAGAAGACCCAGUUGCCGGAAUCCCGCCGACCUUACCGGGCUUGAAGAAUACGGAGAGUCCGAAAUCGAUGGCCUUGAGGGAGGAGUCGUCGUCCUUGUUCGCGAGCAAGAAAUUCUCCGGCUUGAGAUCUCUGUGCAUGACGCCGAGGGAGUGACAGGCCUCCACGACCCGGACGAUGAUCCUGAUCAGCUCCGCCGCCUUCCUCUCGCUGUAGUGCCCCCUCUCAACAAUCCGAUCGAAGAGUUCCCCGCCUGCGCAUAGCUCCAUGACGAUGUGGACGUAGAGGGAGUCCUCGUAGGCGCCCUUGAUGGAGACGACGUGCUCAUGGCCAGAGAGAUGGUGCAUUAUCUGGAUCUCCCUGCGAACAUCAUCCACGUCCUCCUUGCAGAUCAGCUUCCGCUUGGAGAUGGACUUGCAGGCGUAGUCGAUCCCCGUGGAGAUCUCCGUGCAGAGAUAGGUGGUGCCGAACUGCCCCUGACCCAGCUUCCGGCCGAGCGUGUACAGGUCCCGGAGAUUGGGAGUGGCGUGCCCUAGAACGUAGUUAGUCUGGGGGUCAAACCCACGUCGCAUGGUGGAGCUCACGGGGGCGGCGGGGGAUUCCUUGGGCGGCGGCGGCGGCGGCGGCGGGUUGCUGUCGUCGGAUUUGGCGGAGUUGAGAUCGGAGUGGUGGUGGCGGCUGCUGCUUCUGGCGGCGGAAGAACGAUCAGCGGGUUCCGGGUAACCCAGAAACCCCUUGUUCCCGAAGGACCCCCUGCAAGAGUUGCCCAUCAAAGGGACGGGGAAAGGCGCAUCGAUCGGCCGGAGAAAUCCGGUCGGCAAUCUUGAGGCUUUCUUAAUACCCAAGCAAGGAACACCCCCCGCCCCCCCCCUCCUUCUCUUCCCCCGGCCCGUGGGCUUCCUUCCCCUCCCUUGCUCCGUCAAAUCGGCCUCCGCUGGCGAGAGCGUGAGGCAGAGGAAUCUGCUCUCUCUCUCUAGGCGCAGAUUGGACAAAGCAAAGGCAAAUUUUCUAGAGAGAGAGAGAGAGAGAGACAGGGCGGCCCUAGCGGAGCCGGAAGAGAUAUGGGGAUGGAAAUUGGGAGGGGACCCAGUUGGCAGCAGCCCUCACGACGCCUUCGGCGGGACCAUUUCAGCCUCCCCUCCUCCUGAUCCUCUUUCUCUGUUCUUGGACCUGAGAUUAAUGGUGCAAAAUCAGAACGAGACGGAGAAGGGGAAAAGCUUUCUCUUUCUCUCCUGCUCUCCUCCCGUCGUGACCACCGUCUCUCUGAGCUCGGGCUUCCCCAGAGGAGGAGGAGGAUUGGUGCCUUCGGAUGGAGGGCAUAAAAUGAACCAGUGCAGAUAGAUUCUCGUCUCCUCAGCCGCCGGUCGCUCCUGUCCCUCCCCUUCGCCGCCGACUCGGACGUCCGGACCGUUGACUCCCGCCCGUGUGUCCCCAUGGCGGGGGUGGGCUUCCCAUGAAGACCAGCUGACGUGUACACCACGUGGCACUUAGUCCUCCGGUGAUCCCCCUCCGCCAUCAAUGGCUGGCUUUCUUUUAGAGUCGUCGCAUUUAGGGGAGCUAAAGCAGAUAAUCUUGGGCCUCGUUGACUUCUCCACAAAGCCCAUCAACCUCGCUAAAGAGUUAUUUCUGGCCCAAUCAAAUAUUAAUGGGCUUAAUGGCACCAAAACAGAAGUAACUUUUCGGAGCCCGUAUACGAACCUCACUUCCUAGCCCCUUGAUUCUUCUAAAGAGAGAAAAAAGGAAAGGGGGGAAAAAAGCUCAGACAAUGCGAUUCGCCCAGCCAGGCGAAAGGACGGUGAAGGAACCCAUAUUAUCACCGGCGCAAUAUCCUCACCGCUAUUGGCCCAUGCAGGUCUCGAACCUGCGACCUUCGCGUUAUUAGCACGACGCUCUAACCAACUGAGCUAAUAGGCCGAAUUGAUAUUAAGAUUAAAACAUUAAUUAUAUAAAACAUUAAUUACUUACACGAGCUCUGCGGAAUAAUGAAGGGAGGACGGCCGCGCUCGGGGAGGAACUGCGGUUUUCCCAUGCCGGGGACGUGAUCGUAAGGAAGAUCGUCUUCCCCGACUGGCCGAGGUAGACGGGAUGAUCAAACUGAUCAGGCCCAGAGCUUAUUUUUCAGAGUUCUUGGUCAUCGACAAUCUCAGAAUCCUACCGCAAAUAGCAGACAACCAGGCACCGACGGCCUCUGUACACAACCAGAGAUUGUGGGUUCUUUCCCGAAGAUAAUACCUUCAUGGAGGUGGGGGAAGGAAGGAAAGGGAGCAGGCAAUCAAUCAGUCGAUCAAUCUCCGACGCUCUUCUCCGAGGACACGUCGCCGCCGCCUUCGGUCUCCGACGCCUCCUCGUCCUCGUUCGGGUUCAUCUCGUUGCUGCCAUUGUUGUUGUUGUUGUUGGCGUCGUUCUCGUUCUCCUCCUCCGUUCCUCUGCAUUCCGUCUCCAGAAUCUGGAGUCUUCGACGGAGAUCGCCCAUCUCCCUCUCCAUCAGGAACAGCCGCUCCUUGAGCGUCAGGUUCUCCUCCUCCAGCUGAGCAAUGUGCGCGUCCUGAUCGUCCACCCUGUUCUCUAGAAGAUACGCCGCCGCUCCGUGCUCCUCGCCGAAGAUGGGGUACACCAUCUCGAACCUACUGAGAUCGUGGUCCAGGCGCCGCUCCACCUCGACGUGCUCCUCCACAUCGCUCUCGCUUGAUCCCUCGUCGCCGGCGGCGGCAGCGCCGUCGUCGUCGUCAUCCACCCUCGUCUCGUUCCCCGUGGGAGAACGCAACCUGAUGAGUCCCUUCAUCGACCCGUAACCGUCGACUCCCCACUCCUCCUUGGCCAUGUCCACCAGGACCUCCCGCGAGGGGGAGAAGGUAGGGGUCGGCAGGAUCGCAGGAGUCACGGGGCACGGUGAGACGAGCGGCGCGAUCCCGCCAGACUUCUUGGCUCGGAUGAUGAACGAGGUGGUGUUCCGAGGGGCGAAGGGGGCAAACCUAGCGAACUUCUUCUUGGGGUAGAACCUCCGCGCCUUUACGCGGUUCUGCGACUGGAGCUCGCUCAGUGUCGGUGGCUUGUACCCCGAUGUACCGGCUCCACCGGCCGCCGCCGCCGCCGCCGCCGCCGCCGCCGCCGCCUUCUUUCGCUUGUCCGCCGCCUUCUUGCCCUUCCAAUUGACCCAACCAGGCUUCGCACCGGGGCCGGAGAACGUCAGCCUAGGGUUCCCGAACAUCAUCGGAUCAUCCACCGCCGGAGGCAGCGGAAUCUGCGGUUGCCACAUUCCAUAAUUCCGAUUCAUCAUCUGCGAUGGAUCGUUCAUCGAAUCCGGACGAACAGAUCAACAGCAUAAGCCUAGCUCAGGCACCGGAGCCCUAAUCUUCACCCGCGGCAACACCCCCCCAGACGGCAACGAAGGGCUCCGAAGAACCCUAUCUUCCACGGCAACAAGAAAUCACUCCGACAAGCUGCAAUCCGCCGGCUAUGCCUCCGAGAUCGCUUCCCCGAUCAGAAGAGAAGAAGCCUCCACAGAUAGAACACAACGCGAGGAGAGGGAUAUUCCAGAAACCGGGUCGAACGCCGUGCCCCCAAAGGAAAAAGAAAGAGAGAGAAGAGAGAGAGAGGAGGAAGGGUGA
This is a messenger RNA of Spirodela intermedia, 3654 nucleotides long. The record is from the annotation of a GenBank genome assembly. Lineage: Eukaryota; Viridiplantae; Streptophyta; Magnoliopsida; Alismatales; Araceae.